UGAAGUCUAAACUGAUGUCUGCCUUAUUCUCUCGUCUGCUGAACUCGUGAAACAUGUAACAGUUUUCUGUUUCUGCUUCAUGAUACAAUCUUAUCCUCAGUGUCAAUAAUCAUUUUGAGAGAACAGUUUAGAAAAUAAGACAACUUUCAUUGCACUUUUAUUUUUUUUUGGCAAUCAAUCUGCGCAUCUUUCCCUGAUCGUUUCAGACAGUCCUGUUCGUGGGUCGUGGCAGGUAUCCGCAUGCGUCGUCCUCAAACAAUUGAUGCCGUGAGCUGUUCUCAGAUUUUUAAAUAGGCUUACCUUUUAUAUUUUAUCUGGACAUGUUAUUUCUCCCAAAGGCCCGCGGCAUUUGAAGGUUGGGCUCCUGUUGAGGGUGGUCAGAGAUAGAGUCACACCGCUACGUCUAGUACUGAGAAGAGUGGCCAAGUUCCAAUACACGGACUGGUGUAUCUAGGUAGGGUGGUCCAGCCCAGGCUCCAGGCUAUGUCUCCCUGGCUGUGGGAGAGCUAUUCCAUGCUGAGUUGAAAGGGACCUGCUUGGCUGGGGAAUACGGGAACAGACAUGGGGCUGGGACAGUCCAACAAGGCUCCUGUCACCGAUGACACAGAGGAGAUUAAUUUCGAUCACUUCCAAAUCUUAAGGGCUAUCGGGAAAGGAAGUUUCGGGAAGGUGUGCAUUGUGCAGAAAAAGGACACAAAGAAAAUGUACGCCAUGAAGUACAUGAACAAACUGAAGUGUGUGGAACGGAACGAGGUCCGCAAUGUCUUCAAGGAGAUGCAGAUCAUGCGGAACCUCGAGCAUCCCUUCCUUGUCAACUUCUGGUACUCAUUCCAAGACGAGGAGGACAUGUUCAUGGUAGUGGACCUGUUGCUGGGAGGAGACCUACGCUAUCACCUCCAGCAGAAUGUUCACUUCUCAGAGAACACUGUCAAGCUGUACAUCUGUGAGAUCGCCCUGGCGCUGGGCUACCUCCGUAGCAAACGCAUCAUCCACAGAGACAUCAAACCUGACAACAUUCUGCUGGACGAAUAUGGACAUUGUCACCUGACAGACUUCAACAUCGCUGCCAUCGUCAAAGACGAUCUAAGAGCCACAUCUAUCGCAGGGACAAAACCAUACAUGGCCCCGGAGCUGUUUCAGCCACACGAGGGGACACAUCCUGGCUACUCCUUCUCUGUGGACUGGUGGUCUCUGGGUGUCACUGCCUACGAGCUGCUGCGAGGACAGAGGCCGUACAUCAUGCGUUCCAGCAUGCCGGCCAAUGAGAUCCUCCAGAUGUUCCACAAGGUCAACCCCAGCUACCCCAUGGCCUGGUCUCUGGAGAUCAAGUCUCUGCUCAGAAAGUUGCUGUGUAUUGACGUGCACCAGAGAGUGUCCUGCCUGGCUGAGCUACAGGAACUGGACCUGCUGUCUGACGUCAACUGGGACUCCGUGCUCAACAAACAGCUUCCCCCCGGCUUCAUCCCCAACAGGCGGAGGCUCAACUGCGACCCCACCUUUGAGUUGGAGGAGAUGAUUCUGGAGUCUAAACCGCUGCACAAGAAGAAGAAGAGACUAGCCAGGAAGACCAGAGAGCAGGGUUCUGACGGGUCCCCCCAGAACGGUCAGCUCCAACAGCGCCUGGACAAUGUGGAGAGGGACUUCCUCAUCUUCAACAGAGAAAGGUCAAAGAAAGCUGUAGUGGGAACAGAAGCAACAGGCCUCACCACGACAGAGAAGAACAAGGCUAUUGAAGACGGACAGAACAACAACGUGGACCCGGCAGCCUACAUAUCAGGAUAGUGGACUACGGCUUUAGCCCGAAGUCGCUACGUGUAGCUGGCCCCAGCUUGUAGAUCAACACCCAAUCUCCCACUCUCCCUCUGCCGCCGGCCGGUGUAGGCACUCAGAUUGACCUUUAACCUUGACACAUUCCCCAACAGCCAGCCACUAUACCCAGACUGCUGGAGGUCACAUAAACUACUACUUUACAGAGUGAGUGGCACCUGACCUAGAGCAGACAGACAGACCCUGACUCGUUCUUCUUUUCCUAGCCCAGGGAUGUGGCCUCUCAGUGGUCACCCCUUCUUACACUCUGCCCUACCCUGACUUGGUCUGACUUGGCCUGAUGCACCAUGAUCCCCUGGAGCUCCCCUCCCUCCACCAAGUCAGCCAGGCCCAGAAAAUGAUUUGCCUGCCAACCCAGCAGGAAGCAGAGACAGACAGGAUACAGCCACCAUGCCUGCUAAGCUGAGGCUAGGCUCAGUCCAGGAAGAAAAUGAAGCCUGAUGUUGACAAAUAGGAUACUAUGUCUGCAGUACAUGAAAACAGAGAAAGGGGGUGUAAGUUGCCUCACAAAAAAUGAAUAAUAAUUAGAGAUGAGAUAUACUGCCUUUGUUUUCAAGACACCAACCACAGAUUCCUCUUGGAAUACAAAGGGAACCACUGACUUCAGCAGAGACAGAGUUUACUUAAUGAGUCUCUGUGAUGACGUUAGGCAUCACUUGUGCCUCUCAAGCGAACCAAGAUGAUGGGUACUUGACAUGGACAUUUGGGAUAUAAAUAUUUAUAGAUAAAUAGAUAUUUAUUGUCUGUUCCGCACAUAAAAUAGCUUUGCACACGCUUCUCCAUUAAUCGUCGAGGUCAAAGUGUUCUCUUCUGUUUAAUAUAGGGGUGCCGUAUAGCUCCUACUGUAUAUGACACCUGAUUGGCUUCCCCAUGCAGACAAUGAUAAUCAUAUAUGUAGUCUCACCAUCCUGUUGUUCAAUAUGUGCUUGGAAAAUAGCUUUGCCAGUCUUUUGACCCUUUCUGCAAUACAAUGACAUAUUAUCCAAGGCUUUCUCUGUCCCAGGUUAUCAGAUCUCCUAUUGGCACCUUUAUAACAACCAUUAUCGGUACAGAUAUUGUAAUUAUUGUAGGUUUUGAUAAAUGUAUGUCAUUCAAGGGCCCAAUGAAAGCAGAGUUGUAAGAUGAGUUCUCUAUUUGGUUUUUCAUUUGUUGUCACUGUGUGGACUAUUACCUGUAAAUGUG
Oncorhynchus gorbuscha (pink salmon) is the source of this 3009-nucleotide messenger RNA. Its product is annotated as serine/threonine-protein kinase 32A-like. Gene Ontology annotation, biological process: G protein-coupled receptor signaling pathway; regulation of signal transduction; protein phosphorylation. NCBI's taxonomy places the organism in Eukaryota, Metazoa, Chordata, Actinopteri, Salmoniformes, Salmonidae. Gene Ontology annotation, molecular function: G protein-coupled receptor kinase activity; G protein-coupled receptor binding; ATP binding. The coding region runs from base 562 to 1782 and encodes 406 amino acids. The transcript is spliced from 13 exons. The record is from RefSeq and is a predicted model, not a curated record.